Symbiodinium sp. CCMP2592 is the source of this 2304-nucleotide messenger RNA. Lineage: Eukaryota; Dinophyceae; Suessiales; Symbiodiniaceae. The record is from the annotation of a GenBank genome assembly.
AUGGAGAAGAGCAUAGAAGAGCCACCUGCUAAAAAGAAGCGAAUAUUGCCCCCCAUUGGAAAGGAAGCUGAUGAAGAGAAGCAUGUCUUCAUUUCUGUGGAGGGUUAUGCCGAGCAGAUUGAGAAGCUGUUUGAAGGAGACCAUGAGUUUGUAUUCAUCCGCGGUGGCGUGGCCAUCGGCAAGACCACAUUGGCAGAGCAUUUGGGCCGCUCUGAGAAGUAUGUGAAGGUGCCCUUCACUGAACAUGGUCGUGACGAUGCUUGGAGGGUGAGCACAGUGGAAGCCGUGCAACAAGCAACAGGCAAAGUUGACAGAGCUGGUUCAGCUUUCCGGAGUGCGCUGAAGCAAGCCAAGGACAACAACUUGACCCUGAUUUAUGAUGAAGCUCACACACUGUUCCUCUCUCCAGACCUAUGCUCAGACUUAUUCAAAGCAGACAUACACUAUCGACCACGGGUCUUGCUGUUCUCAGCGUCAGGUGAUGCUUCAAGUACAUCAAGCCUCGCCAUGACAACGCGAAGGGAAAUCAGCCGAAAGGUUAUGUGGACACCACCUCUACCCUGCACUCUAGACCUGAAGGAACAGCUGAAGGAAGCUGGCGUCAAGCUGGACAAAGAGAGCAUCGAGUUCUUCACCAGCUUCUGUGGUGGGCAUCGCGGCAUUUUCAUCGCUGCGAUGCACUGGGUGAAGAGCAAGCAGAACCCGGCUGACAGUUGGAACUUCAGAAAGACGGUGGGAUAUGUGCGGAACAGCUACAAGCAGGGGAAUUGGAACUGUGCUGACACAGAGCUUCUAGGGUUUGUGCAACAGAGCCGUGCAGUGCGUAUCAAUGGUAGGUUCCACGAUGUUGAACGCAUUCCUCGGGAGUUUGUAGAGCUUCUUUGCAAAGGGGCAACCAGCAUCGCAGAAGCGGACGUUCGGAGAGAGCUUACCAUCAAUGGCUUUGUAGUUCCCAAACCUGACAGAGGCAUUGAAGCAGAGUUCCAAAGCCUGGACUGGAACAACGCGCAUACGGAAUACCAAGUGGCGAACCCUCUACUGGCUUCAUAUUACCGCUUCAUUCUGCAGAAACAGUGCGCUUUGGAAGUUGGCAAAGGCAUUGAAGUGAAUCCCCGACACUGUGCAGACUUGCUGAUGCGAGCAUUGCCUUACAUGCUCUUCUGCAAGGUUGUGAGUUUUGAAGGAGAUGAGUCUGAGUUGGCGACAGAUGGUCUUCCGCAUGAACAGCAGUACAACAAGGCCGCCCACAGUGUGCUUCACGACAUGGGCUACAGGACCUUUGCCCCAGAAGCGUCAGGGACGGGCAAGGGGAAGCCAGACCUUAAGGUCCAAAUUGGUACUACAACGUUUAUCAUCGAGGGCGCAAAGGGCAAAAUCCCUGAGCACCUUGAGCGUUUCCAAAAUUUCGAAAACUACAAGAAUGCCGAGCACAAGGGUCUCUACAUCAUCAGCAACAACAAUGAGAAGAUGCUCGAGACCGUGAGGAAGACUUCAGAAGGCGAUGUCCAAAUCAUAGGCUUGGUCCCCAACAUCGCCCACACCGCAUACACCGUUCACGUGAAGAGCAAGGGGAUCAAAAGCAUCAACACCUUCACGGUGGACUGCGACCUCGUGGCAAGGAGGUUGGUGCUCAAAGACGAUGGCGAGCCUGAGCUCUACAGCGUCCAAUCGCUGAAGAGCGUCAACCUGUCUCCAAAAGCUCAGAGCAGACGCUGGGUGAGAAGCAAGACCUCUGAACCCGUCGUCUGGGUGCGGGAGCUGGCCCUGAAGGACGGCGUUGUGUGCGCAUGCAGUGUUAGCCCUGUGGUGGAGUUCUUGGAUGGGACGGUCACCGCCAAGCUGAGGCCCAAGGAGGAUUCCGAUUGCCGGUCGUUUUGGGAGCAGCCAUCGUCGCCGUGCCAUGUGAAGUGGAAUUUGGUGGCUGCAUUUCAGCAGGACUACCCGCGCCUCAAUGAUGUGGACCACUUGAAGAAAGCCAUCAAGCAGAUGAACCCCGAUCUCAAGGACAUCGCUCCAAGGCAUAUCGACAUCUACUUGCAAGAAGCGCGGCUGGAGCGUGGCGACGCAUCAAAGACGAAUCGGAAGUCCUGCGCUCGACUGCUACGGCUUUUUGCCGUGGCAGCGAACUUGAAAAGGCCGGGCGAUGUGAUUUGUCAAGGAAAUCGGAGAAUCAGUGCUGUGCAGGCACCAUCUAGCUCUGCACAUCCUUUUGCACGGUCUCUCUCGGUUUCACAUGUCAAGGUUUGCGAUGUGCAUCAUGCCAGUCUUCGGUGUGGUCAGUUUUGCUGCAAGUGGCGCGCUUAG